Messenger RNA from Manihot esculenta (cassava), 2026 nucleotides. Its product is annotated as protein NRT1/ PTR FAMILY 1.2. Gene Ontology annotation, molecular function: transmembrane transporter activity. The transcript has 4 exons. The coding region runs from base 267 to 1991 and encodes 574 amino acids. NCBI's taxonomy places the organism in Eukaryota, Viridiplantae, Streptophyta, Magnoliopsida, Malpighiales, Euphorbiaceae. The record is from RefSeq and is a predicted model, not a curated record. Gene Ontology annotation, biological process: transmembrane transport; oligopeptide transport. Gene Ontology annotation, cellular component: plasma membrane.
CCUAGACGUGAGCAUCGCAAUAAUCCAACGAGGAGUGUAUGCAACCAUAAAACGGCAGCGUCUCACUUCUGUUAUUUAUGGAUAGUGGUAGCUGCUAAAAAUCUUGUUACUGUUGCAUGCAUAGAUUCAUCCGCCAAACCCCGUCGUCUUCCCACCAUCUACUCACUUCCACCUACUCUCUCCCUUUUUUCUAACCGACAGAGAACGCUAUAUAAGAAAAUCAAAUUGAACCUCCGUCACAAUCAUCAUCUCACAACGAUAAGAACAUGAUCACCGUCACGGAGCCGCUCAUCGCCGGCAAGAACCACCGAGAGGGUGGCUUCCGAGCCUUGCCUUUCAUCGUAGCGACUUCGGCAUUUGAGAAAGUUUCGAGUUACGGGCUGUUGCCAAACAUGAUUCUGUAUUUGAGGAGAGAGUAUAGGUUGGAGGCAGCUACAGGGGCAAAUAUACUCUUCUUCUGGUCAGCUGCCACUAAUCUCACGCCAAUUAUUGGGGCUUUUCUCGCCGAUUCUUACUUCGGUCGGUUUCCGGUGAUCGCAUUUGGAUCUGCAAUUAGUCUCCUGGGGACCUUUCUGUUAUGGUUAACAACUGUGAUUCCACAAGCACGGCCGCCCCCUUGUGUACAAUUCAGUGACGGUUGUCCUUCUGCCACAACAUUACAGCUUCUAUUUUUAUAUUUAUCUUUUGGGCUCAUCUCCGUUGGAGCUGGUGGAGUGAGGUCUUCUGCCUUAGCCUUUGGUGCUGAUCAGCUGAGGAAGGGAGAGAACAUUAAAAAUGCACAAAUCCUAGAGAGCUUCUUCAGCUGGUACUAUGCAAUAGCCUCUUUUGCUGUAGUUAUUGCAAUGACUUGUGUUGUUUACAUUCAAGAUGUGAUGGGUUGGAAAGCGGGUUUUGGAGUUCCUGUAGUGCUCAUGAUCAUGUCACCUCUUCUCUUCUUGUUAGCUUCUCCCUUUUAUGUCAAGUCUCGACCCAAGUCAAGCCUGUUUACUAGAUUUGCUCAAGUUGUUGUUGCUGCCUACAAAAAUAGAAGCCUUCCGUUAUCAUCCCAAGUCACCAAUGAAGCAUACCAUAAUUGGAAGGAUACUGUGAUUCUGGCUCCAAGUGAUAAAUUAAGGUUCCUAAACAAAGCUUGCAUCAUCAGAAAUCCUCUAGAAGACCUGACACCAGAUGGAAGAGCUUCAGAUCCGUGGAGUCUUUGUACAGUAGAUCAAGUAGAAGAGCUAAAGGCUAUUGUCAAGAUAAUCCCAAUAUGGUCAGCAGGAAUAAUCAUGGCUGUGACUGUAAGCCAAAGCUCUUUUCUUGUGCUCCAGGCAUCCACCAUGGACCGACACAUGACUUCAAAUUUUGAAGUUCCUGCUGGCUCCCUCAACGUUUUCUUGGUUAUCUCCCUUGUAGUAUGGAUUAGCCUCUAUGAUCGUGUAAUUAUCCCUCUAGCAUCAAAACUCAAGGGACAACCAGUUCGUUUAAGCUUGAAACAAAGAAUGGGAAUUGGGAUUCUACUCUCUUCAGCGUCCAUGGUAGCAUUAGCAGUCGUAGAAUGCAUCCGACGAGAAACUGCAAUCAGGGAAGGAUUUAUAGAUGACCCUAACGCUGUAGUUCACAUGUCUGCAAUGUGGUUAUUGCCAUACAAUAUCCUUGGUGGAUUAGCAGAGGCCUUUGGUGCAAUUGGACAGAACGAAUUCUACUACACUGAGUUGCCCAAAUGCAUGUCUAGCAUAGCUGUCACUUUGGUUGAAAUGGGAUUUUCUGCUGCAAAUCUUGUUGCAAGUUUUAUAAUGACUAGUAUUGAUUAUUUUACUAAAAGAGGAGGAGAGGGGAGUUGGGUAUCAAGCAACAUUAAUAGGGGUCACUAUGAUUAUUAUUACUGGCUUCUUGCUAGUCUUAGCUUGAUUAACUUUUUGUAUUAUCUUGUUUGCAGCAAGGCUUAUGGUCCUUGCAACGCAGAAAGAGAUAAUCACCCUGAUGAAAGUACAAGUGAGGGCAUUGAUUAGUUAUUAAGGUCAAGAAACAGAAGUUGUUCGCUAAU